GGAGAAGCACCAGCUUUCUUUGUGGAUCAUCUGGAGAAUGGACACACCAAUGGGUUUGGUGUAAAAUCCGAACCUAAAAACAGAGAUACGUCAGUCCAAAUCGGGGAUCGAUCCUACGUGAUUGGUGGAAAUCAUGAAGGCAACCCAUUGUUCCUUGGAGUUAAGAUUCAUGACAGAAUCACUAACAAAUGGUCGAGUCCUACUGUUCUUGGAACAGGCCCUAAACCCUGCAAGGGCUACUCUGCCAUUGUUCUCAAACAAGGUCGGAUUUUAGUUAUCAAAAAAGGUUCAGCUUCUGAUGACUCUAUAUGGUUCCUCGAGGUGGAUAGUCCUUUUGUUCGGGAACAGAGGAAAUUGUUGGGAAAAGAGGUUGUUGCUUGGAGUAAAGGAGUGAGAGGAAAUGCAGAGAAGCCUAUUGUUAUCAGCGGUCCUUCUGGAGUUGGUAAAGGAACGCUUAUAGCGAUGCUUAUGAAAGAGUUUCCUUCAAUGUUUGGGUUCUCUGUGAGCCACACAACUCGAUCUCCGAGGUGUAUGGAGAAGAAUGGUGUUCAUUACCAUUUCACUGAUAAAACUGUUAUGGAGAAAGAGAUCAAAGACGGGAAGUUUCUUGAGUUUGCCUCUGUUCAUGGUAAUCUAUACGGAACCAGCAUUGAAUCCGUCGAGGUUGUAACAGAUUCAGGAAAGAGAUGCAUUCUUGACAUUGAUGUCCAAGGAGCGAGGUCUGUGAAGGCGAGCUCUCUUGAUGCCAUAUUUAUAUUCGUAUGUCCUCCUUCAAUGAAGGAACUUGAAGAUCGGCUUCGUGCCCGAGGAACCGAGACAGAGGAGCAGAUCCAGAAGCGGCUUAGAAACGCUGAAGCAGAAAUCAAAGCAGGGAAAUCCUCAGGCAUCUUUGGUCAUAUUCUGUAUAAUGACAACCUCGAGGAAUGCUACAAGAACCUUAAGAAUCUAUUGGGGAUAAACGAUGACGCUCCUGUGAAUGGCGUAGAAGUAGAAGGGAUCAAUCUUCCAAAGGAGCACGCUGUAACAAAGAUGGAAGAUAAGAUUUUGAUUCAAGAAACGGGAGAAGCAACCAAGAACAACAUGAUCGUGUUGGAUUUAUCUUCUAUUAACGGGGGAGCACCGGGAAGAACAAGAGGGAUCGUUCUGGACACGGUUAAGUCCAGUUAA
Thlaspi arvense is the source of this 1167-nucleotide messenger RNA. Lineage: Eukaryota; Viridiplantae; Streptophyta; Magnoliopsida; Brassicales; Brassicaceae. The record is from the annotation of a GenBank genome assembly.